AUGACCUCUCUCCGUUCCUUCGAAUCGUCCUCCUGUUCGCCUCAAUCCAAACGAAUGACACAAUCUCAAACCCCCGGGUUGGAUACUCUGGCAGAGGGGUCGCAGUAUGCGUUGGAACAGCUUCAGUUAGCACGGGAGGCCGGUGCAUCUGCUAACGCCCCGACCGACCCCGGAUCCUCUCUGACCGACUCUAAGCCGUCGCGACAUACCCAGCAUCUAUUGUAUAGCGACCAGCACAAUCCCUCCUCCAGUUUGAAAGAUCUACACCCACGCGACUCACUGGCGGAGGCGCGGUCUGCCAUUCGCAAGAACUCGGCUGCAACGCCAGUUCGCCGGAGAAUUAGCCGGGCCUGCGACCAGUGCAACCAGCUGCGCACCAAAUGUGACGGGCAGAAUCCAUGCGCGCAUUGUGUUGAAUUCGGUCUCAGUUGCGAGUACGCCCGCGAGCGCAAGAAGCGCGGCAAAGCGUCGAAAAAGGAUCUAGCCGCUGUGGGCAAUAAUGAGAGCGAUGGUGGUCUCAACGAGAAUUUGCCACGAGCAAUAGGACCGAAUUCGACUGGGUCGGCUUUGCACGAAUCCAAUGAAAACUAUGACCCUGCUUUCGAUGCUGCGCGCACUUUGGCAGAGGGGGCCCAGGCCCGAUCGCACGAGGUGGGUGGGCUAUCUGCAAUGCGGCCAAAUCAGACAUCUGCCCAAGCCCCUCAGCAGCAGCUGGGAUCUAGUAACAUGGUGGGUUUGCCAUUCAAUAAUUAUGGAUCCGUCCAGGACCCCUCUCGACCCCCUAUGCCUGUGCCAGACAUACGCUCUAUUCAAAUGAUGCAAAACCCAAAUGGAAAUCCUCGAUCGCCUGGCUCGAUGCUCCAGUCUCAAGGUUUUUCUUCGGGUUAUCAUGAAAACUCAUAUCCUUUGAUGAAUGCGCAGGACGCAAAUUCAAACCCUAUGAGUCAUUUCCGCAUUGGAAAUUCCACCGAGAAUCCAUCAGCUUCGUUUAUGGGCUUCUCUCCUCCAGCUCAGUCACCAAGCUGGCUUCCACUGCCGUCGCCAUCUCCUGCCAACUUCCCCUCUUACAGCAUGCCCCCAUUCUCCAGUUCAUUGAGAUACCCCGUCUUGCAACCAGUUCUCCCGCAUAUUGUGUCUAUAAUUCCCCAAUCUCUCGCCUGUGAUCUUCUUGACGUCUAUUUCACUAGCUCUUCCUCCUCCCGUCUUUCUCCAUCCUCGCCCUACGUGGUUGGAUAUGUUUUCCGCAAACAGUCAUUCCUCCACCCCACAAAACCUCGAUCAUGCAGCCCUGGGCUUUUGGCCAGUAUGCUGUGGGUCGCAGCUCAAACAAGCGAAGCCGCUUUCCUGACAUCGCCUCCCUCGGCCCGUGGCCGGGUCUGCCAAAAGUUGUUGGAGUUGACGAUUGGUUUACUACGACCACUCAUUCACGGGCCUGCGACUGGAGAGGCGUCGCCCAAUUAUCCAGCUAACAUGGUUAUCAACGGUGUCGCGCUUGGCGGCUUCGGUGUUUCGAUGGAUCAAUUGGGCGCACAGAGCAGUGCGACUGGUGCGGUGGAUGACGUCGCUACAUACGUUCAUCUAGCAACUGUUGUCUCCGCCAGUGAGUACAAAGCGGCCAGUAUGCGCUGGUGGACAGCUGCAUGGUCCCUUGCUAGGGAGCUCAAAUUGGGCCGCGAGUUGCCACCUAAUGCGACAACUCGACAAGACGGCGAAAUGGAUGGCGAAGGAGAUAUCGACGUCAAUGGAAACAAGAGACCACCUCCAUCGCUGAUGGGUCAUGGUCCAGGUAACUCGGCGAUUAGCCUCACAGAGGAAGAGCGCGAGGAGCGCCGUCGGAUCUGGUGGUUGCUAUAUGCAACAGACCGCCACCUGGCACUCUGCUACAAUCGCCCGUUGACUCUUCUAGACAAAGAGUGUGAAGGCCUACUCCAACCUAUCAACGAUGACAUCUGGCAAGCUGGCGAUUUUUCCUCCAUGGGUUACCGCCGGGCUGGCCCGUCCUUCGAGUGCACAGGGCACAGCAUGUUCGGCUACUUCCUCCCUUUGAUGUCCAUUCUGGGUGAAAUUGUGGAUCUUCAACAUGCCCGAAACCACCCCCGCUUCGGUCUUCACUUCCGUAGCAGUGGCGAAUGGGAAAGCCAAGCAAUGGAAAUCAGUCGACAACUGGACGUAUACGCGCAGAGCUUGAAAGAGUUUGAAGCUAGAUAUACCAGCUCAUUGGCCCUUGGGACGGCCGAGCCCGACACAGCCAUGGAAGGUUCCAAUAUUAACCACAUGAGCCCGUCUGGCCGGUCAAGUAGCACCGUUGGAUCCCAUGUGAGCGAGUCCAUCGUUCACACGAAAAUGGUCGUUGCCUACGGUACACACAUCAUGCACGUCCUUCACAUUUUGCUCGCUGGCAAAUGGGACCCAAUCAAUCUGCUUGAUGAUAACGAUCUCUGGAUCUCAUCCGAGUCCUUUAUCUCUGCGAUGGGCCACGCUGUCAGUGCCGCCGAGGCUGCCUCGGAUAUCCUCGAAUACGACCCCGAUCUGAGCUUCAUGCCGUUCUUCUUCGGGAUAUACCUUCUCCAGGGUAGUUUCUUGCUACUCUUAACUGCUGAUAAGUUACAAGGAGACGCAAGCCCUAGUGUUGUUCGGGCCUGCGAAACCAUAGUGCGCGCACACGAGGCUUGCGUCGUGACACUGAACACUGAAUACCAGCGAACUUUCCGAAAGGUGAUGCGCUCGGCUCUGGCUCAAGUGCGUGGCCGCGUCCCGGAAGACUUUGGCGAGCAGCAGCAACGUAGACGUGAAGUGCUGGCUCUUUAUCGUUGGAGUGGUGACGGUAGUGGCCUUGCACUUUAG
This is a messenger RNA of Penicillium salamii, 2844 nucleotides long. NCBI's taxonomy places the organism in Eukaryota, Fungi, Ascomycota, Eurotiomycetes, Eurotiales, Aspergillaceae. The record is from the annotation of a GenBank genome assembly.